This is a messenger RNA of Xiphophorus maculatus (southern platyfish), 1416 nucleotides long. RefSeq names its product WD repeat domain 18 (gene wdr18). Gene Ontology annotation, biological process: rRNA processing; DNA-templated DNA replication. The coding region runs from base 52 to 1092 and encodes 346 amino acids. The transcript has 8 exons. The record is from RefSeq and is a predicted model, not a curated record. Gene Ontology annotation, molecular function: protein binding. Lineage: Eukaryota; Metazoa; Chordata; Actinopteri; Cyprinodontiformes; Poeciliidae. Gene Ontology annotation, cellular component: nuclear pre-replicative complex.
AGAGGAAGAAGAAGAAGAGUCUUUCCUUCUUGUUGUCUCGCUAAAGCCAACAUGGCGGCUCCUCUGGAGGUGGUAAUCAGCAGUGAUUCGGGCUCCCAGCUCUGGAACUGCACCGUCUUCGACCUCCACAGCGGCUCCAGCCUGCUCUCCUACCGGGGAGGCAACUCUGCGGCCCGGAGCCUCGCCGUCCUGCGGGGGGAGUUUCUGCUCAGCGCGCAGCUGGGGAAGAACUUCAUCAAUGUGUGGGAGAUCCAGAGGAAGGACCAGCUGCAGCAGAAGAUCGUCUGCCCAGGUGUGGUCACCUGCCUCACCGCCUCACCUGACGGGGCUUUCCUCGCUGCAGGAGUCGCCGAGGCGGUCUACCUGUGGGAGGUGUGCACAGGUAAGCUGCUGGCAGUGCUCAGUCGACACUAUCAGGACGUCACGUGUCUGAAGUUCACCGACGACAGCAGCCAUUUUGUUUCUGCGGGCAAAGACAACCUGGCGCUGGUGUGGAACGUGUGCAGUGUGGUCCAGAUGGAUUUAAGCCACUCCCCCGAACCACGCCACGUCCUGUCCCGCCAUUCUCUGCCAAUCACAGACCUGCACUGUGGUCACAUGGGAGCUCAGGCCAGAGUUGCCACGUCGUCGCUCGACCAGACCGCAAAGGUGUGGGAGCUCUCCUCUGGUGAGCUGCUGCUGUCCGUCCUCUUUGACGUGGAGAUCAUGUCGGUAACCUUUGACCCCUCAGAGUACUUCCUCUUCUGUGGAGGACGUGACGGGAACAUUUUUCAGGUGUCUCUCUGCAGCCAGAGUCUGAACCGGGAGAAGUCGUUCCAGUCGGACAGCGAGGGAAACCAGGUGUUCAAGGGCCACAGGAGCCUGGUCACCUGCCUCUCCGUGUCCAUGGACGGAACUCUGCUGCUGUCCGGGUCGCAGGACGAGACGGCCCGCCUCUGGGACGUCCAGAGCCGGCAGAGCGUCCGCUGCCUCGCACACAAAGCCCUAGUCCAGACGUCCUUACUCUGGACCGGCAGAGCACCAUCCAGUGGUGUGAUCAGCAGACCACUGGGGUCCAGCCCGGUCAGGUCCGGACCCCCAGCAGUCAGAUGAACCGGAUCGGAAUCGAGGAGUUUCCUGCAGUCAGGCGGCAGGUCAGCCUGGUCAUCUGGACCAGUACCGGAACCAGAUGCGUCAGAGAGGCGGACCAGGGGUUCUGUUCCGGCCUGCUGGGACGUUCCUACUGGAGGUCGGGUUGAUGGCUCUGGAGAUCAAGUUGGGCGUCCCAUAAGGACCAGUUUUCGUGGCAUUCUGACCCAGAAACGCAUGAGAACAUUAGACCCUAACAGAACCAGGAGGAUGGGAGACCUUUAGCCGGUUCACCUGGAAUCUGCAGCCAAUCAGCUGAGAGAACUCAGGAAGCUGCUUCAGGUCCAG